This is a messenger RNA of Aspergillus alliaceus, 2254 nucleotides long. RefSeq names its product exonuclease V. Gene Ontology annotation, molecular function: single-stranded DNA 5'-3' DNA exonuclease activity. Lineage: Eukaryota; Fungi; Ascomycota; Eurotiomycetes; Eurotiales; Aspergillaceae. The transcript has 2 exons. The record is from RefSeq and is a predicted model, not a curated record. Gene Ontology annotation, biological process: interstrand cross-link repair. Gene Ontology annotation, cellular component: nucleus; mitochondrion. Bases 182 to 1999 code for a protein of 605 amino acids.
GUAUUUCCUUUUAUUCUUAUUAUGGUUCUCCUACCUACUUAGACACCGUGUUCAAUAAAAUACCAUUUUGGUGUCAACUGACGGGAAACCAAAAACCACGAUAAAUAACAUUUAAUUGAAUGUUUAUCGAACAGCCCCCCGUCGCAACUCCACAUCACCAUGAUAUGAGGCAUCGCAGGCCAUGUCCUGCCCAGCCUUCACCCCAAUUUUAAUGAAAGAUACCCUUGACGACAGCAGCGACUACGGAUCCGACUUCACCCCGGAUGAAGAGGAGACCUUGAACGAACUCCUCGCCAAAGCCGCCACGGAACACGCGGCUCUCCACACGACACCGCCGCCACCCCAGCAAUCGACGACAGAUACAACCGUGAAGGAGGCAUAUUUCGCCGUAGCCGAUAUUGAGGAUAGCUAUGUUGCUCCAUCGAGCUCUCGGACGCCCAGGAUGCUGGGGCCCGUAUGGCAGGUUUCUAGGACGGGGAGAGCAGGUCCGAUGGCGAAUGGGGGCGUCGCGUUUGUUGAACAUGAGAAUUCUACGGAAGGGCGGGUGAGGGAGCGCGAGAGACAUGUUGCCCGUGAGAGGGAAUGGACUGUCGAUGCCGAUGCCAAUACUGGUGCGGAUACGCGGUCGCCGAUCGAGAGGUUUCGGAAACCGCCUAAUAAGGCUUUUUCGGCCACGGAUUUGAUCUCGCCGGCGUGGUGCGAGUUGCAGUAUUGGUAUACGUUGACGAAGUUUGGGAGGAAGAGGAGGACCCCGGCGAUGAAGCAGGGGAGUACGAUACAUAAGACAUUAGAGGAUGAGAUUUGUACGACGGUCUCGGUAGAGAUUACGACGAAGGAGGAUGCGCUGGCGCUGAGGAUAUGGAAUAUCAUACAAGGGCUACGGAUGUUGAGGGAGUUUGGUGUCACUCGGGAGCUGGAAGUGUGGGGGCUGGUGGAUGGUGAGCUGGUAAAUGGUGUCAUUGACCAGCUCUCCUAUGAGUGUCCGGACCCAGAUUUAGAAGCGACGGCUGCGUCGUACUAUGCCGAUGUGGAGGCGUCGAGGGCUGUGUUGUCCGAGUAUCAAAUGUCGCUCUCGGAUUACUUGUUGUCUCCGUCACAGGGUGGUAAACGGCUCUCGGAUAUAUCCUGGCAUGAUGAGCCACAAGACAGCUUGGAUGACUCCAUAACUGGCAGACAAUCCUCAGAGGCAUUCAAUUUGCCUCGGAUAUACAUGACAGACGUCAAAACGAGAGCUAGUGACUCUGUUCCCACUGUGAAGAGCUCGUCGUUCCGGCCGACGCUGCUUCAACUCCAAAUAUACUACCAUAUGCUCAACCGACUUGCUACCAGCGACGAUGUGUCUAUUGAACUACUUGCCUCGCGCUACAACCUGGAUCCUACACGCACGUUCACCGAGACCUUCAUAGCCGAAGUAGGUGGCCUGAACGACCAAUUCUUCGACACCCUUUCGUCGCAAGAGUUUGAGUACGACUUCGUUUCAUUACAAGGAGAGGCUACUAAACGACAAGGGUCAGAAUUUACAGACUCAACGCCGUCCGGAAGCCAGGACUCGACCAGUAUUCUUCUAGCGCACAACAACUUAUCUAGCCUGUGGAAUCUGAUGAAAGAACAACUCCGACUCACCUUUCUCCCACCUCCACAUUCGUCACCGGUAUCAGUGGCACCAUCGAUUCCUUCUGAGUUUCAGCCUGGCUUACUUGAGCCUUAUCCAACUGUACUAUCGCCUGUCCUCACAGCCCGAUACCUUUCAUCAGCCCCAACAACAAACCACGCCCGAGUGCUGGGCAGCCGAUCUUUUCUAUUUGACCCUGUAACCCUGACAUCGUAUCUGUCCGACCAGAUGGAGUGGUGGCGUGGGCAGCGUGCCCCACGCGGCGUCGAAGUCACGGAGGCGUGGAAAUGCCGGAUUUGCGAGUUCCGAGAUGAAUGUUCCUGGCGUCAAGAACGUGAAUUGGCUUUUGCAAAACGUAGACGGAGAAGGUCGUCUUUGGCUGUGUAAUACUUUAUUGUUCGUGUAUAUUGUUGGGUCGUUGGUCGGUGUUUGGAAGGUUAAUCUACAUCAGGAUUCAGUUUAGGAGGUUCUACUGUGUCUACUAAUGUGUUUGGGGUUUCGAAGUCCCGUUCAACUUCUAAGACUUGGGAGAAUCACAGGAUCCAGAGAUGGUAUGAUCAUAAGAGGUAUAUCUAGUUUAACCUCAACGAUACAAAAUCUAGACUAAACAAAAAGCAAAGAAGUAAAAGGAAAUAUAUAUAC